This is a messenger RNA of Lampris incognitus (smalleye Pacific opah), 7819 nucleotides long. RefSeq names its product ATP-binding cassette, sub-family A (ABC1), member 7 (gene abca7). Gene Ontology annotation, molecular function: ABC-type transporter activity; lipid carrier activity; ATP hydrolysis activity. The coding region runs from base 110 to 7279 and encodes 2389 amino acids. The transcript has 50 exons. Lineage: Eukaryota; Metazoa; Chordata; Actinopteri; Lampriformes; Lampridae. Gene Ontology annotation, biological process: transmembrane transport; lipid transport. The record is from RefSeq and is a predicted model, not a curated record. Gene Ontology annotation, cellular component: intracellular membrane-bounded organelle; membrane.
CAAACAGAAGCUGUAGACUCAUAUCUGGGACCUGCAAAUAAACCAUAAGCGGUACCAACAGUUAUAUUAGAAGUGUUGCAUCAUGACCGCCUAGCUCCAGUUGAAAGUGAUGGGGGUCCCUAGACAGCUGCUGCUCCUGCUGUGGAAGAACAUCACCUAUCGCAAGAGAAACAAGAUCCAGCUGAUCAUUGAGCUCCUUUGGCCGCUCUUCCUUUUUGUCAUCCUUAUCUCCGUCCGUCACUCUCAUCCCCCAUACAAACAGAGCCAAUGUCACUUUCCAAACAAAGCAUUGCCAUCGGCCGGCACCCUGCCCUGGAUACAGGGCAUCAUCUGCAACAUCAACAACCCCUGCUUCCAUAGCCCCACCCCAGGAGAGACGCCGGGGCAAGUGGGCAACUUUGACAACUCCAUACUGUCUCGACUGUUUGUGGACGCCCAGACUCUGCUGUCCUAUGGGGGCAACCAGAGCUUCUCUGGCUUCCAGGAGCUGCUGGAGAGCGUGCAGAGGCUGGGAGAGAGGCCAGGGGCAUGGCCAAACCUCCCUGUAGGAGAAUAUCUCAGCGCCAAUGAGACGUUCUCGACCUUCCUCCUGACCAAUGGCAGCCUGUCACCUGCCACUGUUGACCAGCUGUUAAAGGCCCGCCUUAAUUUUCAGGUGUCUCUGGCCGGAGCCGGGAUGCCACUGAAGGAGUUGGUGUGUAAUGCCAGCAUGCUGGGCCGGUUCCUCACUGUGGACGGAGAGGCUGUCACUUCCAACCUGCAGAAACAACUGUGCAGCCUGCCGGCCGACACCCUGCAACAAGCUGAGCGCCUCUUCCUCUCCCAGCUCGACUUCACCAAGAUCUUCACGAGAGACCGCUUGAUGGCCAAUGCCGGUGACCUCAGGGUCAUCAGCCGAGCCGUCACCACCGUGUCCCAGGAGCUGGCUGUCAUCAUGGACCAGUUCUCCUCCCUCUCCAGUUUCUCCCGGCUAAGUGCAGAGCUGCGUCUUCUGUCUCCGGAGAACCGCUCCGCCCUGCCCAGGGAGAGCUUCCGGGCCUUCUCCAGGAUCAUGUGUGGCCACCCAGAGGUGGGCGGCGAGCGCAUCCCUUCGCUGAACUGGUAUGAGGACAACGACAUUAAGUCCUUCCUGGGCCAGAAUGGCACCGAGGACACGGACCUGGACCGCGACAACAACACCACUCCGUUCUGUAAAAGUCUGAUCCAAGGUCUGGAGUCCAACCCUCUGUCUCGCAUCGUGUGGCGAGGCAUCAAGCCUUUGUUCAUUGGGAAACUGCUGUACACACCGGAUACCCCUGCUGUACAGGAGGUCAUGAAGGAGGUGAAUAAGACCUUCCAGGACCUGCUGAUCCUCCAAGAACUGAAUGAAGCCUGGAUGGAGGUGGGGCCACGCAUUAAAAACUACAUGGAGAGGAGUGUGGAGGUCCAACUUCUACAGGAUUUAUUGAGACGGCCAGAGGUGGCGGUGUUAGUGAAUUUGCGUCUUGAGAACACAUCUUGGACAGCUUCGCGCAUCACCCGUUUCCUGUCCACACGUUCCCCUGACGUCCCCCGUAACCCUGGAGCACCCCCUACCUGGCUGGAUAUCUACAAUGACUUCAACCACACCAUCACCACGCUUGCACAAGUCACCCAGUGUUUCUCAUUAAACAAAUUGGAGGGUGCCCAGACCGAGGGGCAGAUGAUUGAAAGGGCCAUGGAGCUAUUGGAUGACAGACAGUUCUGGGCGGGUGUGGUCUUCAUGCUCCCAAACUCUUCGUCCUCCAGUCUGCCGCCACACAUCACCUACAAGAUCCGCAUGGACAUCGAUGAUGUCACCCGAACUAACAAAAUCAAGGACAGGUUCUGGGACCCAGGCCCCGCGGCAGACCCCUUUAAUGACAUGCGCUAUAUUUGGGGUGGCUUCAUGUACGUCCAGGACCUAGUGGAACGAGCCGUGUCCCAGGUGCUGUCCGGGGUCCAGCAGACCACUGGGAUCUAUCUCCAGCAGAUGCCUUACCCUUGCUAUGUGGACGAUGUCUUCCUGCGUGUGCUGAACCGCUCCCUGCCCCUCUUCAUGACACUGGCCUGGAUCUACUCAGUGGCCAUGAUCAUCAAAGGUGUGGUCUACGAGAAGGAAGCGCGGCUGAAGGAGACCAUGAGGAUCAUGGGACUGGGAACAGGAACUCUGUGGCUCAGCUGGUUUAUCAGCAGCAUGGUGCCCUUCCUGGUUUCAGCGGCACUGCUCAUCACCCUGCUCAAGUGGGGGGACAUCCUGCCGUACAGCAACCCGGCAGUGGUCUUCUUCUUCUUGACGGCAUUUGCCACCGCCACCGUUACUCAGUGUUUCCUCAUCAGCACCUUCUUCUCCAAGGCCAACCUUGCCGCCGCCUGCGGGGGGCUCAUCUACUUUGGCCUCUACCUGCCCUAUGUGCUGUGUGUUGCCUGGCGCGACCACCUCAACACCACGCACAGAGUCCUGGCGAGCUUCUUCUCUCCGGUGGCCUUUGGCUUUGGCUGUGAGUACUUCUCCCAGUACGAGGAGCAGGGCAUGGGCAUCCAGUGGUACAACCUGCACUCCAGUCCCAUGGAGGGAGAUCACUACAACUUCACCACCUCCAUAGUAAUGCUUUACGUGGACGCCGUAAUCUACAGCAUAGCCACCUGGUACAUUGAGGCUGUGUUCCCUGGUGAAUACGGAAUCCCCAGGCCCUGGAAUUUCAUCUUCCAGGUGAACUACUGGGGUGGGGUCCCCCUGGAGGCCGGCAUGCCCAUCCCCCCUGCACCCAGGGAGCAGGACGAAGAUCGAAUCGAGCCAGAGCCAACUCACCUGCCUUUGGGCGUAUCCAUCCGUAACCUGGUGAAAAUCUACAAGCAGGGAGCCAAGCUGGCUGUCAAUCACCUUAACCUCAGGUUUUAUGAGGGGCAGAUCACCUCCUUCCUGGGUCACAAUGGAGCGGGCAAGACAACCACCAUGUCUAUCUUGACCGGCCUGUUCCCGCCCACCUCGGGUACGGUGUACAUUAAGGGCAUGGACAUUCGCUUUGACAUGGAGAUCAUCCGCAGAACCCUUGGAGUUUGUCCGCAGCACAACAUACUCUUUGACACUCUGACGGUGGAGGAGCAUGUAUGGUUCUACGGGUGUCUGAAGGGUCUGUCGGGGCCACAGGUGCAUGCAGAGCUUACGACUCUGCUGGAGGAUGUGGGUCUAUUGCACAAACGCCAUGAGCAGACCAAGAACCUCUCAGGUGGUAUGCAGAGGAAGCUGUCAGUGGCCAUUGCCUUUGUGGGGGGUUCUAAGGUGGUGGUUCUGGAUGAGCCCACGGCCGGGGUGGACCCUUAUUCUCGCAGGGGGAUCUGGGACCUCCUGCUCAAAUAUCGCAAAGAUCGCACCAUCAUCCUGUCCACCCACUACAUGGACGAGGCAGACCUGCUGGGCGACCGCAUCGCCAUCAUCUCCCAGGGCAAGCUGUGCUGCUGCGGCUCGCCCCUCUUCCUGAAGGCACGUCUAGGGAGCGGCUACUACCUCACCGUGGUGAAGAGGGAGGGGCUGGAGAGCAGCAUGCCCAGCAGAAGCAGCAGCUCCACCAGCAAACUGCCAGCCCUCAUCAAGGACAGCGACUCGUCCAUGAGCGAUGACACGGGGCUGGGCAGUGAGGAGAGUGGUUCAGACAUGGCGGCGUUACUCUCCCUGGCUCGGCGCCACAUCCCAGGGGCGAGAAUCGUGGAGGAGAUGGGCCGUGAGGCGGUGGUGAACUUGCCGCAGACAGCCACCCUGGACAGCAGCCUGGCCAUAUUCCUGGCUGAACUGGACCAGAGGCUGACCGAGCUGGGCAUCACCAGCUAUGGUCUCUCAGACAGCACCCUGGAGGAGAUCUUUCUGCGGGUGGCAGAGGAGACAGGGGUGGACGUGGAGCCAGAGGAGAGCCCAGAGCAGAGUGGCAGCCAGAGCCAGCAGCCCCCGGCCAGGCUGGAUGCUCGAGGAGAGGCUGCUGAGGAGCCAGGAACGGGAAGAAAAAGGCUUCGCAAGCAAGACCCCACGGAGACAGAUCUGCUGAGCGGGGACGGAUGCAGUGGUGUCCCCCUGACCGGCUGGUGGCUGACAUGGCAGCAGCUGCGGGCCCUGUUUGUCAAACGCUGGCUGUACGCUCGGAGGAGCCGCAGGGGCCUCUUCGCUCAGAUUGUGUUGCCUGCUGUGUUUGUGCUGAUCGCCCUGCUCUUCAGUCUCGUCGUGCCUCCAUUCGGGAAGUAUCCUGCGCUGCAGCUUCAGCCCUGGAUGUAUGGAGAGCAGUAUACCUUCUUCAGUAAUGAUGCCCCAGGGGAGCCUGCCAUGGAAAACCUUCUAGACGCGCUGCUGGACCGGCCGGGUUUUGGAACCAAGUGUAUGGAGCAGGAAGACAACAGCACCCCACCAUGCGAGGGCGGGCAGGGCAGUCUGUAUGUGCGGCCGCAGGUUCCCUACUCCCUCUGGCAGAUGUUCAGCAGAGGCAACUGGAGCAUGAACAGCCCCUCUCCAGACUGUCAGUGCAGCACAGAGGACAUCCGCAGGAUGCUGCCCGACUGCCCUCAGGGGGCUGGAGGAAUACCCCCUCCACAGAUUAAGAUGCUGACUGGGGACAUCCUACAGAAUCUAACCAGUCAUAAUAUUUCUGACUAUCUGGUCAAGACCUACCCUGGAAUCCUCAAAAAAAGCCUGAAGACCAAGAAGUGGGUGAAUGAGUUCCGAUAUGGGGGCUUUUCUCUAGGGGGCAAGGCUACACAGACCAUAUCCCAGGUCCACCACAUCCAGGACUCCGUCAUGUCAAUCAGGACUCGGUACCAAGUAACACAGAACAGCUCCUUAGAUCACCUGCUGAACCGCCUGCCUGAUUUUCUACAGGGACUGAACAGUCAAAACAAUGUCAAGGUGUGGUACAACAACAAAGGUUGGCAUGCUAUGGCAUCAUUUGUCAAUGUGAUGAACAAUGGCCUGCUGAGAGCCAGUCUCCCCCCGGGGCCGGAGAGGAGGAGGCACGGCAUCACUGCCUACAAUCAUCCCCUCAACCUCACCAAGGAACAGCUCACCGAGAUGGCCAUGAUGACCACAUCAGUGGACGUCCUAGUGUCCAUCUGUGUCAUCUUCGCCAUGUCCUUCGUCCCGGCCAGCUUUGUGCUCUUCCUGAUCGAGGAGCGAGUCAGCAAGGCCAAGCACCUGCAGUUUGUCAGUGGGGUUAAACCAUAUCUCUACUGGCUGGCUAACUUCACCUGGGACAUGUUAAACUACACCAUCCCUGCCACCAUGGUGGUGCUUAUCUUCAUCUGCUUCCAGCAGAAGUCUUAUGUCUCUGAGACCAACCUGCCCGCCCUCAUCCUGCUGCUCCUGCUCUACGGGUGGUCUAUUACGCCACUGAUGUACCCAGCAUCCUUUGUGUUCACUGUUCCCAGCACAGCUUAUGUAGUUCUAACCUCAAUCAACCUCUUCAUUGGAAUCAACGGCAGCAUCGCCACCUUUGUCCUGGAGCUGUUUGUGGAUGAGCAUCUGAAUGAGGUGAACAGGAUCCUGAAAAAGGUGUUUCUCAUCUUCCCCCAUUUCUGCCUGGGUCGAGGACUCAUUGACAUGGCCAAAAACCAAGCUAUGGCCGAUGCCUUCCAGAGGCUGGGCACCAAGCAGACCCUGGACCCUCUGGAGUGGGACUUUGUGGGGAAGAACCUAUUUGCCAUGGCAGUGGAGGGGUUUAUCUUCUUCAUCUUCACAGUCUUGCUACAGUACAAGUUUUUCAUCCAUUGCAAGCCAUGGUGGGCGGAGCCUGAGAUGCCCCCUCUUGGUCCAGAGGAUGAGGAUGUGGCCAGGGAGAGAGCGAGGGUCAAAGGGGGCAAGGCACAGGCAGACAUCCUCACCAUGAUGGACCUCAGCAAGGUGUAUAAAGCUGGUAGGAAGCCAGCAGUUGAUCGCCUCUGUCUGGGAAUCCCCCGCGGGGAGUGUUUUGGUCUGCUCGGGGUCAACGGAGCAGGGAAGACCUCCACGUUUCGGAUGCUGACAGGAGACACUCCCAUCACCUAUGGAGAGGCCUUCCUCCACCACUACAGUGUGCUGACAGACAUGGAGAGGGUUCAUCAGCUGAUGGGCUACUGCCCCCAGUUUGAUGCCAUCAGUGACCUGCUGACCGGCCGUGAGCACCUUGAGCUGUAUGCCCGCCUCCGAGGAGUGACAGAGGACGCGGUUCCCAAGGUGGCUCAGUGGGGCGUGAAGAAGCUCGGGCUGACCCAGUACGCUGACAGGGAGGCUGGAGGCUAUAGCGGAGGCAACAAGAGGAAGCUCUCAACUGCCAUCUCCCUCAUCGGGGCACCACCUGUUAUAUUCCUGGAUGAGCCCACCACUGGCAUGGACCCAAAGGCUAAAAGGUUCCUGUGGAACUGCAUCCUCAGCGUAACCAAAGAGGGAAGGGCUGUUGUUCUCACCUCCCACAGUAUGGAGGAGUGUGAGGCUCUCUGCACCAGAAUGGCCAUCAUGGUGAAUGGCAGAUUCCAGUGUCUGGGAUCUGUACAGCAUCUCAAGAACAGGUUUGGUGAUGGCUACACCAUCAUCCUCCGUUUGACAGAUGCUAAGCCCCCCCAAGACCCUUGCCCUGUGGACGCCUACAUCAGGGAGUCCUUCCCUGCCAUAGAGCUGAAGGAGCGCCACCAGAGUGUGCUGCAGUACCAGCUGCCCUCACAAGCUUGCUGCCUGGCUCAGGUCUUCGCUAUGUUGUCAAACAACUACAAGGAGCUGGGCAUCACUGAUUACUCUGUUUCACAGACCACCUUGGACCAGGUAUUUGUGAACUUUGCCAAAGAACAGAGUGAUGAUGACCAGCUCAGGGAUGUGAUCGUCACAAAUGGAACAGGUCAGGCCAGCCGGGCAACCCUUCCCACUGGAGAGGCCAUGCCUACUAUUCAGCCACAGCUGUCAAUCAAGCCACCUCAGCCAAGCAAGGCUUCCCAAUCUGGCAAAUCAUCUGAUGGCAAACGGAAAGAGGGGAAAUCUAAAAAAGUUAAAUCUAACAAGGGCAAGUCCAAUGACAGCAAAUCUCAAGAGUCCCUGGAUAACAGGGGGAAAGACAGUAGCAUGGCAAUGACCAGCAUACCUCAGCCAGAGGCGGUGGCCCAAGAGAAGCCUCAGGUGACUGGGAGGGCCACAAUUGGGUCUACCAGCACUAGCAGUGUUAGGGAGGAGACUAAGGAAUCCACAGUAAAUUGGUCUAAAAGCACCGGGGAGCGCUCUAGAAAGGAUCCUGCUGUUCUCUUUAUAGUAAGCAACAACACACAGGACAGCAAGGUAUGAAGUGGAGUCAUGGAACAUUGGCUGAGGACAUCCAGGAUGGAAAGAGGUAUUCCACUUUGAAGCUUUUAGCUCAGCAAUAUCCAGACUGCUAUUUGAUACUGGCAAGACCCAGGGAGUUGGCACAAUCACUUUCACACUAAAACCCAGCCAGUACAAAGUGGAAAAGGAAAGUCAAAAAAGCAAUGCAAAAAUGAAUCUGAGAGGCAAUAUUAUCCCCCUGCCUCCUCCCCUGAGGAAAGAAAACCGGAAUAAACAACAGCUACCACUUCCCAAGCAUUUGUUUGGUGCCUUGGUAAUCUCUCAAUAGAACUGUGGUUUUAUGCCAUGUGUCCCCAUCAUAAAUCCAGUUUUUGUCAGCUAUCACUUUGUUUCUUCACUAGACAUGUUGUGUGGGUGUAUAAUUGAUUUUCAGAAGUGCAUACUAAAUGCAGUGUAGAAAAAAGUGGAGUUCCUCAGGUCUCAAUCAUCACAUCCCUCAGAAUCCCAAUUUCUUCAUACUGCAUAAAGCACUUUAAAAAAGUAAAUGCUGCAAACAUCCUU